This is a messenger RNA of Pecten maximus, 1006 nucleotides long. RefSeq lists its product as uncharacterized. The transcript is spliced from 2 exons. NCBI's taxonomy places the organism in Eukaryota, Metazoa, Mollusca, Bivalvia, Pectinida, Pectinidae. The record is from RefSeq and is a predicted model, not a curated record. The coding region runs from base 266 to 1006 and encodes 246 amino acids.
UUUUCCCAACAUCCUCGAGCUCAAUGUUGAGGAUGGCUAAAUCAAAUCUUAAAUUUAAACAAGAGGCAAUACAGAUUAUGUUAAAUUAUUCAGAAAUAUUAGGAAAUGUGAUUUAUACAUGUAGUUAAAGUACAAUGUUGAAUGUAUUAAACUUACUAGGCAUUGUGAUUACUUAUAUUCAUAUUUACUUUGUUUGCACAUUAUAGAUCUGAGUGACAGAGCCCCGGCACCAAACAAUUGCAAUGAGACAGAUUUCACUAAGACCAUGUUUCAAUGUAGAAGUUGCAAAGGGUGGUUUUCAGAAACUGAAGAAUAUGAAAGCCACCCUUGCAAAAAAGCUCCUGUCCAAUCACAUAGUGGAGCUACAGGUACAUCAAGUCUCACAGUCACUGAAACAUUACCAUCAUCAAGCGCUCCAGAGGCAGUCAGAGAAAAUGAAGGUAACUCCUGGACCAAAAAACAAACCCUAUCUUUGAUUGCAAGUUAUAAAACAUUUAAUGAAAAAGUAAAAUCAGGCACAAUGAGGAAGAAGGUCAUGUGGAGUAAAAUUGCGCAGUGUUUGAGAGACCAAGGCUACAACUUUACCCCAGAUCAAGUAGCAGGACGGUGGAAAACCAUUACAAGAGCUUACAAGAACACUAAAGAUCACAACAACAAAAGUGGAAACUCAAGAAAAAAAUAUGAAUAUGACACUGAACUUGAUGAAUUAAUGGGUGAUUGUCCAACUGUGAAUCCUCCACAUCUGCAAAGUUCCAGGAAAUCAGCUAGUCAAACAAUUGAAUCUGAAGAAUGCAGUGAUAUUGAUGUGGAAAGUCAGUCGCCACGAGAAAAAAACCCAAGAAAAUCCAAUUCUUCAGAAAUUUUGGAAUUUCUUCGACUACAUGCUGCACAGCAAAAGGAACGCCAAAAAGAGGAAGGCGCACGAAAAGAGAAAAUGCAUGCUGACAAGCUUUCCCUGCUUUCAAAUCUAGUGUCCGCUAUAAACAAAUCCAAACCUGACAAUUAA